Molecule: messenger RNA, 531 nt
Organism: Petromyzon marinus (sea lamprey)
Lineage: Eukaryota; Metazoa; Chordata; Hyperoartia; Petromyzontiformes; Petromyzontidae
Source: RefSeq, a predicted model, not a curated record
CGUGCUCGCUUCCAGCACGUGCUGAGCCUGCGCCAGGAGGCGCUCGACACGGCCAGGAGCCUGGGAGCAGAGUUCGUGUUCCUGGUGGAUGCCGACGUGGUGCUGUGGAACCCCGCCACGCUGGGGUUCCUGGUGGGGGAGCGGCGGGCCGUGGGGGGGCCCAUGCUGACGUCGCGCACCGCCUACUCCAACUACUGGAGCGGCAUCACCGACAAGGGCUACUACCGCCGCACGGCCGAGUACCUGCAGCAGCUGCGGGAGCGGCGGCGCCGCGGUUGCCACCGCGUGCCGAUGCUGCACUCGGCGCUGCUCCUGCACGUGGGAGAGUCUGACGCGGGGGCGCUGGCGUUCCACCCGCCCCCCCCGGACUACAGCUGGCCCUACGAUGACGUCAUCGUGUUCGCUCACUCGUGCAUGCGCGCAGGUUGGCGGGGGGGGCCGGGGGGGGGGGAGCUGGUGGCACGGCAGUCAGCGUCGCUGCGCUGCUACGAAGCCAGCGGAGACCCGAACCUCCCCGGAGACCCUGGCUGA